Emiliania huxleyi CCMP1516 is the source of this 198-nucleotide messenger RNA. RefSeq lists its product as hypothetical. The record is from RefSeq and is a predicted model, not a curated record. Gene Ontology annotation, molecular function: DNA binding. NCBI's taxonomy places the organism in Eukaryota, Haptophyta, Isochrysidales, Noelaerhabdaceae. The transcript is spliced from 2 exons. Bases 1 to 198 code for a protein of 65 amino acids. Gene Ontology annotation, cellular component: nucleus; cytosol.
AUGCCGACGCAGCAGGACGUGGCUCAGGCGCAACAGAAGCAGGUCGAGCAGGAGCAGAUGCGCGCCGACCUGCUCGUCCGCAUCCUCUCGCCUGAGGCGAAGGAGCGUCUCUCCCGGAUCGCCCUCGUCAAGCCCGACAAGGCGAAGCGGCUCGAGGAGAUGGCGCGCGCCUGGCUCAAGAGCGGUGCAGCGUCAUGA